AUGUAUUCUUUUACAAUUCACCCAAUCAAUGGAAGGAACAUGUGGGAGAAGUCUACAUGCCCUACAACCUUACUCCCUCCAAAACACCAUGUGCCCAUUGGAAGACCAAAGAAAAAGAGAAGGAGAUCUGCCAUGGAGGUUGAGGAUUUGGUGAAAGGUAACCAAUUGUCAAGAGCACAAAAAUCAGUGACAUGUUCUAAGUGUAACAAAAGUGGGCAUAAUGCAAGGACUUGCAAGGGACAGAAGGCUGGUGGUUCUCAAAGUUCAAGGAAUGUUGGUGGAUCACAAACUUCAAAGAUUGUUGGUGGUGCUGGUAGUGAAAAAGUGAAGGUUGGAAGUGAAAAAGUGAAGGCUGGUGGAUCACAAACUUCAAGGAAUGAUAGUGGUGCUGGAAGUGCGAAAGUGAAGGAUGGAAGUGCAAAAGUGAGGGCAAGUGUUAGCAAAAAAGGGAAAGGUGUCCCAUAA
Lactuca saligna is the source of this 465-nucleotide messenger RNA. The record is from the annotation of a GenBank genome assembly. Lineage: Eukaryota; Viridiplantae; Streptophyta; Magnoliopsida; Asterales; Asteraceae.